AUGAGCGAAACGGAUUCCGACCAUCCCCAUGAUGAGGAAACACAACCUCCAUUACUUCCACCGGCACCUUAUAGGUGGAAGAGACCGUCUUUGAUUUAUGAAACUCGUGCUAUUAAUCUCUAUGUACGGAACACUAUAUUUGAAGAGAUACGAACCACAUUGAAGGCUGUUGGUGGCAAAUCUACUAUUCAAACAUUCAAAAGUGGAACAAUUGGGCGUCUUAGUGAUCACGAGAGAUACGCUAGCGCCAACAAUGUUCUGCAUCACCUAUUAUCUCGACAGAUUGAGGGAGGGGAUAUACCUCCUCAUGAAGCAUGGUUUGUUGUCGGUAGUCGUAUCAUUCGUUUUACAGCACCGGAUUACGCACUAAUUACCGGACUUCACUUUGGGUUUUGUGAGUUUGAUCCCGACGCUGAGCACCAGAUUCCGGCCAAUAGUAUCUUCUACAGAUAUUUUGGUGGUCGUCCCACAAAAGUUGGAACUCUUAAGACGAAAUUCAAAGCAAAACAACUUGGGAAGGAUCCAGAAGAUUAUAUUAAAGCGGGGAACUUGUUGAUGUAUUACUUGUUUCUCCUUUGUCGAGACGAUGUGUAUAUUGAGGCAUGGGCAUGGACUUUGGUGGAGGACUUGGACGAGUGGAAUUGGUUUCCAUGGGGGUCUUAUACCUAUCAGGUGUUACUUCAUUAUUUGAGCUUGGCCGGAACCCGGGAUGACGUGUUGAAGAAACCAGCGUACCACUUCUUCGGCCCAGUCUGGGCUUUGCAGAUUUGGUCAUACGAGGUUAUUCCCACAUUGGGUUCUAUUUGUGGCACACGAAACCCAGUCCCUAAAUUUCCUCGUGCUUUGAUGUGGACAACCUGAAAAGCUCCUGGCGAUUACACAUAUUUUUUCGACAAAGAGCUUAUUGUGCACGAGACGCUUCAGCCAUCCCCUGAAGAGCUAGAGGAGGUGUACUACAUGAGCCUAGACAAUGGAGAUAUGCUCCAUGUUAGAUUCGUGCCUCCUCUACGUCUUGCAUCGAAGAAGAAGACAACUCAUGUUCCAAAGCGGCGGAGAAUGAGAUCUCCAACACUUGAAAGGGAUAGUAGGCAGGUUUCGCCGGCUGUUCAGAGGGGAGGACCCCGUAGUUCACCUUUGAGGGAGGAACGUCAUAGUUCUCCCGUUGUUGA
Molecule: messenger RNA, 1169 nt
Organism: Salvia miltiorrhiza (redroot sage)
Lineage: Eukaryota; Viridiplantae; Streptophyta; Magnoliopsida; Lamiales; Lamiaceae
Exons: 3
Coding region: 1-861 (286 amino acids)
Source: RefSeq, a predicted model, not a curated record